ACGGCGGGUUGGAAAGCACAUGCAAUAGUCGGCAAUUUUUACUCAACCAAAAAUAUAGAAAUUAUUUCACAUCAUAUUUAUUUAUUUACUGCAUUUUUAUCUAGUCAGUUUUUAGAUGGGGUUAACGGAUUUGGUCACCGGGUUAUCGGAGAACCCCUAUUUUGGGGCUGGAUUUGGUUUGUUUGGGGUCGGCGUGGGUGCGGCCGUGUUCCGAAAGUUUACUCAGUUUGGAAUGAUCUAUUUCCGACGGCAUUACAUGGUCACGCUGGAAAUUCCUUGCCGGGAUAAAAGCUACUCCUGGGUUCUUAACUGGCUGACGACAAAAGGGGCGAAGGGAACGCAGCACUUAUCCGUCGAGACGUCCUACGAACAGAAGGAGACGGGAAAGGUGUUGACCAAAUUCGCCUUCGUGCCCAGUGUGGGGACACAUUUUUUCACGUAUCAGGGUAAUUGGAUUCGAGUCGAAAGGACGCGAGAGCAGCACACGCUUGAUCUCCACAUGGGCGUUCCAUGGGAAACGGUUACCUUCACAGCGAUUGGAAGAAAUCGACAAAUGUUCUACGACAUGCUAGAAGAAGCUCGUGUCAUUGCGUUAAAACAAUUCGAAGGAAAGACGGUAACUUAUGUCGCAGUUGGAUCAGAGUGGAGGCAGUUUGGACAUCCAAAGAAUAAGCGACCCAUCAAAUCUGUGGUUUUAGCGCCCGGUCUUAGUCGAAAGAUUACUGAUGAUAUUAGCGAAUUUCUUAAAACCUCUCAGUGGUACCAUGAUCGAGGGAUCCCUUAUAGAAGAGGUUAUUUGCUGUAUGGUCCCCCCGGCUGUGGAAAAUCGUCUUUUAUCACAGCCCUGGCUGGGCAUUUGGACCUCGGAAUUUGUGUUCUAAACUUAUCAGAUCGUAGUUUAUCAGAUGAUAGACUGAAUCAUUUACUUUCUUCUGCUCCCCAACAAACCAUUGUUCUUUUAGAAGAUGUGGAUGCUGCAUUUGUGUCGAGAGAGGAUACGGAGCAUGUAAAAACGGCAUACCAAGGCCUGAAUAGAGUCACGCUGAGUGGAUUUCUUAAUGUUCUUGACGGUGUAGCAUCGUCAGAGGGUCGUAUAUUAUUUAUGACGACCAAUUAUAAAGACAGGUUGGACCCUGCCCUCAUUAGACCUGGUCGAAUCGACUUUCAAGCCCUGAUAUCCUACUGCACGCAUGAACAGAUUGAAGACCUGUUUUAUAAUUUUUAUCCCGAAAGCAGCAAGUCGGAAGCACAAAACUUUAUCAACAAGUUGAAAGAACUCGGCCUGGACUCUAGAGUUAGUCCUGCAGUAUUACAAGGACAUUUUCUCAUGCAUAAAAACUCUCCAAAUUCUGCAGUUGAUGGUGCAGAACAAAUUAGAUUGCUUAUUCCGUCUCAUAUGGUGGCAAAAAGUAUAGCUAGCAGCUUAACUAAUAGUCAAUGAGUUGAUAAUUUAUUAUACUAAUAGUCCAAUCAAGGAAUUUUGUUUUAUACGAUGAAUGACAAAUAAAAAAAAACUUCCAGAACCCAAGUUAA
This is a messenger RNA of Folsomia candida, 1533 nucleotides long. RefSeq names its product mitochondrial chaperone BCS1 (gene Bcs1). Bases 116 to 1441 code for a protein of 441 amino acids. The record is from RefSeq and is a predicted model, not a curated record. Gene Ontology annotation, molecular function: ATP hydrolysis activity; ATP binding. Lineage: Eukaryota; Metazoa; Arthropoda; Collembola; Entomobryomorpha; Isotomidae. The transcript has 7 exons. Gene Ontology annotation, biological process: mitochondrial respiratory chain complex III assembly; protein insertion into mitochondrial inner membrane from matrix. Gene Ontology annotation, cellular component: mitochondrial inner membrane.